AUGCGAGGUCUCAUGCUUCGAUCACUCUUGGUGGUAGCAUUGGCUCUGAGCCUCCUCAUAAGCGGGGGCCUGAGUUACAAUGAUAUCCCCGAUCGCGACCCCAGAUCCCUCAAGGCCUCGCAGCUUUUUGACAUGAUCCCGGCCGGGAAACGUGGAUCAUGCGCGAACAGGCCCGUUGAUAACACUCUCCAGGACGCCGCUCAAAUAGCCGACAAAGGCCUCAGCGUUCUGGAGCAACUUGUUCACGAUGCUAUGACAAACAACAAGAAUAACCAAGGCGUGAGAUGGGCAAAUAUGGGGUACACAAUGUUCGGCGGGAAAUAUAAGCUCGAAAACAUCCCCGGGGAUAAGAAAAGAAGAAAGAAGGUGCGGGUCACGGACGGAUAUUCUAGGGUGACUAAAGCCAUGUACAAUUUCCAAGCGGUCCAGUUCAAAUUGAAAAACGACCGGGUCCAAGGCAAAUUGAUGUGUGGCGACGAGGACUUGAAAUUGGUGCACAAACUCGGCGACCUUGGCUUGGAGCCAAAAGACAAGCUGAUUUCGGUGGCGAAAAAGGAUCCAAGUAACAUCAAAGGAUAUUUUCUAUCCCGGUAUUGGUCUCCGAAGGACUCGAAGGGGGCCUAUAUUCUUGACAAGGCCUUCCUUGUCUAUAUCGAAGACGAUCAGUAUGAGAAGUGGAAAUAUGGGUACUGCCAUAGAGGGAGGGCUGUGAUGAAUCGGCCAUCCAACUUGAUGGUUCUAUGCGAUCGUGUUUGGCGAUCUCCGACGCUUCGAGACACGAUCAGGAGCCAAUCUAGCCUUAUAGGCAAGCCUAUCAAAGAUGACGAUGGCAAGUAUCUCCUCGAUCAACAACAGACAGCGGGACUCGAUAUGCUCCACGAGACAUUCCACUGGAUUAGUUGGGAUAUUACGGAUAUAAAAACGAGCAGGGGCACGGCGUAUGGGUUUUCUCGAUGUUUCCAACUGGCCAAAGAGGAUCUUCAGCAAGAAAAUCCAUGCGAUUUAGACCAAUCGCUUCGGAAUGCAGAUAGUCAUACGCUUUUUGGGAACGGAGUUACCUUAAAUGAGGUGGACUGGUAUCCUGAUGGGCCGAAGGAACAGGGCUGA
This is a messenger RNA of Penicillium alfredii, 1107 nucleotides long. RefSeq lists its product as uncharacterized. The transcript has 3 exons. Gene Ontology annotation, molecular function: metallopeptidase activity. Bases 1 to 1107 code for a protein of 368 amino acids. The record is from RefSeq and is a predicted model, not a curated record. Lineage: Eukaryota; Fungi; Ascomycota; Eurotiomycetes; Eurotiales; Aspergillaceae.